CUAAAGGAACUCAUGAGCCCAAUCAUCGUGCGAUUGGUUGUUCUACACUUCUACUAGAUUAAUCUGAGCCCAAUACUGAGCAAGAAAACAGUGGGCAGUUCCCCGCCAGGCGGCCCGCCGCGCCACACACUCUCUCUAAGCUGGUCAGUCGGUCAUUGCCCUCCCUGAAGUAGCGGACCAACGAUGCCGCCGACGACCGAGUCUUCUCCCAACCAUGCUUCCACCGGCUCCGGCGAUAAAGACUCCAAACCCGUUCACGAUAGCAGUUCUCGAGCUCCUGUUCCUGCUCCCAAACCCAAAGUCUAUAGCCAUCGCGAGGAGGAACCUGGGCCUGAGACUCCUGACAAAGAAGCUGGAGCUUUUCUGGAACUUAUUGCAUCCACUGGGAAAUUCUGGCACAACUGGGAUGACUUGAAGAUUAUGCUAUCCUCUAAGCUGAAGCAGGUUUUGUCCGAGUAUCCUGAGGUGAAAAUGACCAGUGAGGAGCAGAAAGCUUCGUUAGGAUAAACUACCCUGAGCUGAUGAAAAGGCUGGAUGAUGGUAUGCUUCUGCACCCCCAUUUCCUUUGCUUGCCUUUUUGUUUGAGUUGGCUGUCUCUUUUCUAUCUGCUCGUGACCUGUAGUUUAGGAAACUGGUCUUGAAGGUGAUGGCAGGCCAUCUUGCCCUCGGGUAAUAAUAUGGAAUCAGGUGCUGGCAUAUGAUUGAGUUGGGCUUAGGCUGGGAGAGGCCAUUAUAACCAUGAUGUCCUUGUAAAAAUGAUAAGAAACCGUUAAUGUAAUCAUGAUAACUCCAUCAGACGUGAAAAAAGAGAAUCGUUUUACCUCCUUGGGAUUUUGGGGAUGUGGUGUGGGAUGUGAUGAAGCUGUGACUUGACUUGAGCUUGGCUGAAAAAUUGGACAGGGAUUUUAUACGAUAGACUACACACUGAUAGUAAUUUAUGCUGCUGCUCCAUUUUAUUGUCCAUUCUCAACCAUUGCUUAACAACAACGCAUUUUGCUUCAUUGUGCAGCUCUUCUUAGUUUUGAUGAAGGUCCGCCCUUUACCCUGCAAAGGCUGUGUGAGGUGAUUCCAUCUCUAGAUUCCCUUUGGUCCUAUGUAUUCAGUAAUUGAUGUGAAGAUAUGUUUGCUAUCUAGUUACAUCUGUUGUUGAAUGUCAGCUAGCGCAUUGUAUGUAGCCAGUCUGGUCUUAGUGGAGUAGUUGCGUAAGUUCUGUGAGAAGCAGGGUGAUUCCUUUUCUGAGAUAAUUAUAUAGAAACCGAGGUGGGGUUUUUUUUUCUUCUGGCAUUGAGAACUUGUCAAAUGCUGAUACUUAGGCAGACCUGCGUGCACAUUCUCUAUCUCUUUGGCAAUUUUACUGAUAUAGGGUGUGCAUUGUCUAUGCUUGCCUAGCUUCUUGUUUCAGCGAUCAGACUGAGUUGUUGUUAAUAUAUCAUUCUUUUUUAGAUCCUGUUGACUGCAAAGAGCAUAUACCCAAAUCUCUCGAAGCUUACUCUAGCUCUAGAAAAGGUUAGUUGGCUUUUGCUUCUCCUGAUGGUUGUAUGCAUGCAGCUCGUUCUUUGCUUCUUGUAUUGUAACUAUGCAAAGCUCUCUUACGCUGCAGAAUUUACUAGUGACCUCCACGUUGGUUGCUUGUACCGAUUUGCGUCCACUAGCCCCUCAAAAGCAGGAUGAAACUGACAAAGAAAGUCCAAACGAGCAGGAACCAUCUAACCCGGAACGAAAUGGAGUCCAGCAGCCCACCGCAGCAGAUGGGGAUGAAAUAAUGGCCGAGGUCGAGACUGAUGUUGGCGAUGAGAUGACUAUUGACACGGAACCCUUCGAAGAAAUGAAAUAGUUGGAUCGAUCUCUGGAGAUGAAAAUUUAUGCAACAAUCUCGAAAAUCCUAAGCAACCUCUGUAUGUGCUACAACCUUAUCAGUUAUUUAGAUUCUUAUCGUUCCUUUUAUAGAGCACACUUGGAUUCAUUACUGUCCCACAUGCACGAGAGUAUAAAGGGAUUGUCAAUAA
Linum trigynum is the source of this 2006-nucleotide messenger RNA. The record is from the annotation of a GenBank genome assembly. Lineage: Eukaryota; Viridiplantae; Streptophyta; Magnoliopsida; Malpighiales; Linaceae.